Messenger RNA from Misgurnus anguillicaudatus (oriental weatherfish), 1269 nucleotides. It is a transcript of the gene zng1a, whose product is annotated as COBW domain containing. The record is from RefSeq and is a predicted model, not a curated record. Gene Ontology annotation, cellular component: cytoplasm. NCBI's taxonomy places the organism in Eukaryota, Metazoa, Chordata, Actinopteri, Cypriniformes, Cobitidae.
CUAGGAACUAUCGUAGCGCGUCAACGUGCAGGUCGGACCGUAAUCACAGACACACCGGCACUUCGCAGAUUAGUGCAGAUUUACUGCAUGCUGGACGACAUAUCCAAUAAUGUUUUAAAGGAUUUCUUAAUCUAAAAUUGCGUAUUCCUUAAAAAAAUAUCUUAGUAAUGGAGGAAGAUGAUGAAUGUCCGGAGUUAGUUCCCAUUAAGGAGAAUACCGGACCCACAGCUCAGAUACCCGUUACUAUAAUCACUGGAUACUUAGGUGCUGGCAAGACGACGCUUUUAAACUACAUAUUAACAGAGCAGCAUAAUAAACGAAUAGCCGUCAUACUCAAUGAAUUUGGUGAAGGCAGUGCUUUGGAGAAAUCUCUAGCUGUAAGUCAAGCUGGAGAGCUUUAUGAAGAGUGGCUGGAGCUGAGAAACGGCUGUCUCUGCUGUUCUGUAAAAGACAAUGGGUUAAAAGCCAUUGAAAAUCUAAUGGAGAAAAAAGGAAAAUUUGACUACAUUCUUCUAGAGACAACUGGUUUGGCAGAUCCAGGAGCUGUCGCAUCCAUGUUCUGGGUUGAUGCUGAAUUAGGAAGUGACGUUUACCUUGACGGUAUUGUUACUGUCAUUGAUGCUAAAUAUGGAAUGCAGCACAUAACAGAGGAGAAGCCAGACGGUCUGAUCAAUGAGGCUGCUAGGCAGAUAGCACUUGCUGAUCUGACCAUCAUCAAUAAGACAGAUCUGGUGCAUGAGGCUGAGCUAGGACAGCUCCGAGAUGCAGUGAGAUCAAUUAAUGGGCUUGCAAAAAUUUUGGAGACACAAAAAUCAAGGGUUGAUCUGUCUAAAGUAUUAGAUUUGCAUUCUUUUGACACCAAAGAUGGAGUAAGGCUCGCUGAAAAGAUGCAGCUGGUGAGAACUAACCAACCACAUCUAGACAAGACUAUGCUGACGAUAACAUUUGAAGUACAAGGCAGCGUUUCGGAGGAGCUAUUAAAUACAUUCAUUCAGAACCUUCUAUGGGAGAAGUCCUUUAAGAACAAAGCAGGCUUGCCAAUGAUCGUUAUUCGAUUAAAGGGGAUCAUUUCCCUUCAGGCGAAACAGAAGAAAGUAAUGUUGCAGGGAGUCCAUGAGCUUUAUGAAAUGGAUGACACUACAGAAUUAUGGGCAGAUCACGAACCAAGAAUCAACAGACUCAUCUUCAUAGGUCGAAACCUUGAUGGGGAAAUUCUGAAGAAAGAGUUCAUGUCUGUUUUGUCAAAUAAACACAGCAUGGAGUAGAUGA